Geodia barretti is the source of this 1005-nucleotide messenger RNA. NCBI's taxonomy places the organism in Eukaryota, Metazoa, Porifera, Demospongiae, Tetractinellida, Geodiidae. The record is from the annotation of a GenBank genome assembly.
AUGAAAAGUUUCAUGUUACUCUCAGUUCUGCUGGCAGCAGCAGUUGCUGCAACGCAGAUAAACCUCCAGUACCCUGAGGAGUGGCAGCUGUGGAAGUCCAAGCACGGCAAGAGUUACAAUACCCAACGAGAGGAGUUGGACCGUCAUCUGCUGUGGCUCACUAACAGGGAAUACAUUAAUGGCCACAACAAAAACUCCCACAUCUUUGGGUUCACACUUGCCAUGAACCACUUUGGGGAUAUGACUGACAAAGAGUUCAACGAGAUGUACCUGACAUACAGACAAGACAUUGAUCAUGGAAACUACACAAAGGUCUUUGAUGCUAGUCAGUACUCUGCUGAUAUUCCUGACACUGUGGACUGGAGAACCAGCAAUGCUGUAACUGGAAUCAAGACUCAGGGUAACUGUGGCGCCAGCUAUGCAUUCAGUGCUGUGGGAGCACUAGAAGGAGCUUGGGCUUUGGCAUUUGGCAACCUUGUCACUCUCAGUGAACAGAACAUUAUUGACUGUUCAGUGCCUUAUGGAAACUAUGGAUGCCGAGGUGGCAAUAUGUACAAUGCUUUUCAGUACAUUGUUGCCAAUGAUGGGAUUGAUUCAUCUGAUUCCUAUCCAUACUCAGAGAGUCAAUAUUCUUGCCGCUAUUCACAAGACGAUAACGGAGCUCAGAUGUCAGGGUGUGUUUGCAUAAGCAGUGGAAGUGAGGACGACCUCCAGAUGGCACUGGCCUAUAUUGGACCACUUUCAGUGGCUGUAGACGCCAGCAACAAUGCCUUCAAAUAUUAUUCAGGGGGGGUGUACAGUUCCACCCAGUGCUCCAGUUCAUACUUGACUCAUGCAAUGCUUGUCACUGGCUAUGGAACCUACAAUGGCGUUGAUUACUACCUUGUAAAGAACAGGCAAGUAUUAGUAUCUUGUCUCAUAAUUAUUCUCUAUGCUUUAUCCAUUACUAAUAAUUAUAUAUUGCAAAAAAAUACUAUUAAAGUAUUAGGUAUUCCAAAAGCAUAA